Homo sapiens (human) is the source of this 2374-nucleotide messenger RNA. It is a transcript of the gene ADAP1, whose product is annotated as ArfGAP with dual PH domains 1. Gene Ontology annotation, cellular component: cytoplasm; nucleus. The transcript has 10 exons. NCBI's taxonomy places the organism in Eukaryota, Metazoa, Chordata, Mammalia, Primates, Hominidae. The coding region runs from base 445 to 1353 and encodes 302 amino acids. Gene Ontology annotation, molecular function: phosphatidylinositol-3,4,5-trisphosphate binding; phosphatidylinositol bisphosphate binding; GTPase activator activity. The record is from RefSeq and is marked validated.
GAGUGGUGUUCAGGAGCUUGAAGGUGCAAACAGCAGCUGCCUUGGGGGCUUACAGCAUAGCAAGCAGAACCUCUCCCAUGCCCUCGGGGCUGGCGUGGGGUGUGGCGGCCCCUCCUGCUGCUCAAGGCUCACCAUACCUGGCUGGCGGCAGGGUCAUUGCCAGCGUCCACCCUCAGGGCCUUUGCGCCUGCCAGGAGCACAGUGUGCGUGACAGCCUCCUGGAGCACGAGCCUCCUGGAACGACAGCCUCCUGCAGCACCUCCCCUCCUUCACGGCGCCGUUUCCUUCUCCCUCAGCCUGUUUCGUAAACAUGUUCUGGGUCCCUGCAGUGUGUCCCUGCAGAGUCCCCUCAGAGACUCUGUCCUAGCCACAUCUGGGUCUCUCGCUCACCAGCCCAUCUCCAGGCCCCCGUGUCUGGCGCCUGUUGGCUCUUUGCUAAAUUUCAUGGCCUCCCACGGGAACGACGCCGCGAGAGCCAGGUUUGAGUCCAAAGUACCCUCCUUCUACUACCGGCCCACGCCCUCCGACUGCCAGCUCCUUCGAGAGCAGUGGAUCCGGGCCAAGUACGAGCGACAGGAGUUCAUCUACCCGGAGAAGCAGGAGCCCUACUCGGCAGGGUACCGUGAGGGUUUUCUCUGGAAGCGUGGCCGGGACAACGGGCAGUUUUUGAGCCGGAAGUUUGUGCUGACAGAACGAGAGGGUGCUCUGAAGUAUUUCAACAGAAAUGAUGCCAAGGAGCCCAAGGCCGUGAUGAAGAUCGAGCACCUGAACGCCACCUUCCAGCCGGCCAAGAUCGGCCACCCCCACGGCCUGCAGGUCACCUACCUGAAGGACAACAGCACCCGUAACAUCUUCAUCUACCAUGAGGACGGGAAGGAGAUUGUGGACUGGUUCAAUGCACUCCGAGCUGCUCGCUUCCACUACCUGCAGGUGGCAUUCCCAGGGGCCGGCGACGCAGAUCUGGUGCCAAAGCUCUCCAGGAACUACCUGAAGGAAGGCUACAUGGAGAAGACGGGGCCCAAGCAAACGGAAGGCUUCCGGAAGCGCUGGUUCACCAUGGAUGACCGCAGGCUCAUGUACUUCAAAGACCCCCUGGACGCCUUCGCCCGAGGGGAAGUCUUCAUUGGCAGCAAGGAGAGUGGCUACACGGUGCUGCAUGGGUUCCCGCCGUCCACCCAGGGCCACCACUGGCCACAUGGCAUCACCAUCGUCACGCCCGACCGCAAGUUUCUGUUUGCCUGCGAGACGGAGUCCGACCAGAGGGAGUGGGUGGCGGCCUUCCAGAAGGCGGUGGACAGGCCCAUGCUGCCCCAGGAGUACGCAGUGGAGGCGCACUUCAAGCAUAAACCUUAGCGAGUGCGGCUGGAGGACCACGGACAUUGGACUCACUGUGGCUGGACGGAGGGGACCCGUGGAUGGGGGGGCUCUGGCGUCCUGAGGCCACCUGGCCCCACCUGCUCCUCAGGGCAGCCCGGCGCGGCCAGGUAGGGCCCGAGCUUCAGCUUCCAGGAUGCUUCUCUGGAACCUCAAGGCAGGCAGCCCAGGCCCUGGGCCUGAUCUCUAACCCCGUCAUGCUGCUGCUGACCACACCCAGCCAACCUGCCCCUCCCUGACCCGGGGCCCCCUUUCCUCCAGGGCCCAGUCUGGCUCCCGAGCUCAGACACAGCCCCCAGGAGCCGCCCACCACGGCUGUGGGAACUUCCAGGCCUCAGCGCAGAGCCCUGCUUGGGGCCAGCACGGUGGGCAGCUGCCGGCCGCUGGGGACUGGGCCCUGCUCGCAUGCCGCCCCGCCCUCCCCCCACCUCCACGACUAUUUAUUGAGCGCCUGUUGUGUGUCACGGGGCUAUGAGGGCCGUGGGGUGUUUGGGUGGAUUAUCCACACAGGUCCCGGCCCCUGCCCGGGCUGGAGUUGCCACAGCCUGUGCUCCUGGUCCUCACCUGGAGGGGCCAGCAGGCUGCCGUCCCACCACACGUGGCCUCUGCGCCCAGCACGGUGCUCGCCGACAGUGGUGUCUGAACCCUUGGGGACGAGGGCCUGGGCCGCGGUGAGGCCACCAGAGGCAGGAGUGGCCCUGGGGGUCCCGGGCACUGUCGCGCUUGCUGCAGGCGGCCCAGCCGUGUAUUUAUUUUUCACCUAUCUCCUUCCUGUCAAGGCAGGCCGGGCUCCAGGGCUCCCCUUGCGUGGGGCAUGUAGGUGGGGGAGGCGUCUGCAGGUCACCUGGGGGGCCCAGCCCUCUCCCAGCCUUGCCUGGCUGAGCUGUGUUCCAGGGGAGCCCUGGACAAGCCCUCAUAGGCAGGGAGGGGGUUUCCGAGGCCAGGCAUCCGCCGCCCCGUGUCGCAUCCUGGAAUAAAAUGUGGCUCUGGCAUGGUUCCA